Aspergillus niger is the source of this 399-nucleotide messenger RNA. RefSeq lists its product as uncharacterized. NCBI's taxonomy places the organism in Eukaryota, Fungi, Ascomycota, Eurotiomycetes, Eurotiales, Aspergillaceae. The coding region runs from base 1 to 399 and encodes 132 amino acids. The transcript is spliced from 3 exons. The record is from RefSeq and is a predicted model, not a curated record.
AUGACGUGGUCAUAUGUGGCUCAAUCUGCGGGGUCAGCAUUACUAGACACAGCCUACAAGCGCCUGCACUCGCAGAGCAAUGCCAAAACUGUCCAGCUCCGAUGUGGCUUUGUUGUGGCAGUUGUGGCAGUUGUGGCAGUUGUGGCAGUGUUGACUAGCAUAGCCGCUGAUGCUAUCGGAGCAGAUUCCGGCGUCUAUCUCACCACCGCAUUCACGAAGCUUUCUGUUGGUUACCGAGGAGAUUUCUUGACGGGGGUCAGUGUCCUUGAUAUAACCUGUCAGGACGAAGGGUCAAAGAUAUAUGGAUUUGAUCUAUCUGAUCUCAAGAGAGUGGUUGGUUGUGUUGGAAGAGGUGGUGGUCAGAGACCACGCAGGAAGAAGAGGCAAAGGAUCAGCUGA